This is a messenger RNA of Phyllopteryx taeniolatus (common seadragon), 5175 nucleotides long. RefSeq names its product discoidin domain-containing receptor 2-like. Gene Ontology annotation, molecular function: protein tyrosine kinase collagen receptor activity; ATP binding; collagen binding. Lineage: Eukaryota; Metazoa; Chordata; Actinopteri; Syngnathiformes; Syngnathidae. Gene Ontology annotation, cellular component: signaling receptor complex; membrane. The transcript is spliced from 16 exons. Gene Ontology annotation, biological process: protein phosphorylation; positive regulation of kinase activity; multicellular organism development. The record is from RefSeq and is a predicted model, not a curated record. The coding region runs from base 2077 to 4785 and encodes 902 amino acids.
GGCAAAAUGCAAAACGUUAAGCGCUACAUCCGGUGCAAAGUUCUUUACAGCAGUUUGUGUAGGCGGUAAUCCCGAAUUGCGUUCCUGACGACCCCUCGUCAGGAUGCCACCGCGCAACCCUUCAAAGCCGAUGCAGUCGGGAGACUGAAGACUGCAGAUCGGAUGGAAAAUGUGAAGAUCGGCCAAUUCCCGCUCCUACGUUGAGCCACCGCAGCGGGCAGCUAGCUCCCUGUGGCGCAGCUGCUGACACUUGAUAGCGAGAGUGGGCGGACCCCCAGGAGCCGGCUACUAGCGCUUUCGUUUCAAGUUAGAAGAGCCCGCCUCCUCACCCAGCUGAGGUUUGUGUUUAGCCACAACAGCUGCCCCUCUGUUUCAGUUCGGAGGAUAACACCAAGUCUAAUCAUCCUCUCACGAUUGCACUUUAAGCGCGUUAUCGCAAAAAAAGAAAAAAUGGACUGGAUUUUAUUUAUUUAUGGGGAUGGGUUUGACUUUUAUGCUAAGCAUGACAAGGUUUUCAGAGUAACACUUUAUUAGAUGGGCUAUUAUGCAAAGAAUACAAAUCUGAGAUGUCGGGAAUCUCUGCCCGAUCGGCACGGGUGGGCGGCGGCAUGUUCGCCAGGGAGUUGUACGCCGCGUACUGUAAAUGUGCGUGAGGCUGAACGUAAAGCAACAUCAACACAAGUCCUUCUGUUUGCGCUUUCUAUCUUGGCUAAAUCCACUUUUUUGCCAUGUGUACUGUAUACUUUCAAUUUCAUACACAUUUACAAAAAACCAAUUAGCACAAACAUAAUCUCUUUAUCAGUGGUAUAACAUAAGGAGAUCGCAGCUUCCUUUCAUGUCCAAGCAGCGAGCAUAAAAAUGGUGCUAAGAAUAAAACAAUUCUAAUCAUAACAAAGAAAGGGUUGAAGUUUAAAACACGAUGACUAAGCCAACAUACGAGAUCAUAGCAAUCCACAAAUGUCUUCCAUCUUCCAGCAUUUUUGAUGAUCUUAAAAGUCUUUAGGAACUUCCGCUCGACGCUCGUCCUCAUUAGGGUCGCAGGUAACGAGGCGAGGUUCCGCCUGGAGUGGUUUCCAGUCCAUCGCAGAUUGAGAGCGAAGCAGCAGAACGAUGAUAUUAAUACAACACAUAAUUUGGUGUCGCAAAAUUGCAUGCAACAUGGAAAAAAUAAAAAAAUCUUUCUUCUUGGGACUUUCAUCUUUAGCAAGCAACAAUUGCCAGUCGACAAGAUGGGUUGUUUAACUACUAUUUGUAAUUAUCGGAGUGACUGAAGCAACUUCUAGCUGGGAACUUUUGCAUGAUGCCUUUUUUUUUUUUUUGUUUGUUUUUUUUAUGCGACUCUAUCUUCGCCACUCGACUCCAGACAUUGCGCUAAAGGUUUACAACUGAGCAACAGUUCCGUCCAUUUCCUAGAGCGGUCGCAGGUCAGCUCGGCCACAUCCCGGCUGACUUUGGGUCAGAGGCCGACAGCCUGGACCCGGCCAAUCGCAGGCCACGUAUAGACGCGCACACACACGCACACACGCACACGUUCGCACCUAUCGACAAUUUAGUCUUUAAUUAACCUUGCAUUUUGGGGGCCAUAUUGGACUUCAGAACUGUAAGGCAAAUGUGAUAACUACCCUGCCCGGCAAUAUUUUCAAUAAUUUCCUCCAAAUCCAUUUCUUAUUUCAGAACUCACAUUGUUUACAUAUUGGGAAUUUUGGAAAUAACGCUCUCAUGGACAACAAUUAGCAUGUUAUUUUGUGCAGAACAAGUUAUUAGAUGAGUUGCACUUGCAGUUCUCUGCCUCUGCAGACCCAAAUUUGGGGCAUUUGUGGAUCAGGUGGAAUUCUGGGAGGUUGGCCCCCUCCCCACCCUCCUCCUCAAAACCCCAAAGUGUGUUAUUUUCUCUGUUUCUUUCCACCAGCCUCCGUUUCCUCUCCCUCGCUCUCUUUUUCUCUCUCCUUUCCACUCCCAAAAAGUCCAGAAGAGUCCAGCGAGGAGAAGAUGCAGAGGCCUGUUUGCUCAGACUGAUGGCUUCCUAACAGAAAAGACAAACAACAGUGCGCAGCUCCACGGGAAGCGACAAAGGUCAUGGAAGGUAAAGAGGCCGCACGCCAUGUUGUCUUUGCCCUGCUGGCUGCCGCGGUGCGAUGUCAAGUCAACCCAGAAACGUGUCGCUAUCCUCUGGGUAUGACCGGUGGGCAGAUUCAGGAUGAGGACAUCUCCGCUUCCAGUCAGUGGUCAGAGUCGACUGCUGCAAAAUUUGGGAGACUGGAUUUUGACAACGGCGACGGCGAUGGUGCCUGGUGCCCUGACAUCUUGUCAGAAUCCGACGGCCUUAAAGAAUAUCUCCAAGUGGACCUACGCUCGCUCCAUUUCAUCACACUGGUGGGCACUCAAGGGCGCCAUGCUGACGGCAUGGGUAACGAAUUCGCCCAGCGAUACAGGAUCGAGUACAGCCGGGACGGCAGCAAUUGGGUGGGCUGGAGUGAUCGGAAGGGGCGGCAGGUGAUUGAGGGGAACAGGAAUGCGUACGACGUGGUGCUGAAGGAUCUGGAGCCUCCCGUGGUCGCCCGACAUGUGCGCUUCAUGCCCGUGACUGACCCCUCUUUGAUCGUCUGUAUGAGGGUUGAGCUCUACGGCUGCGAAUGGCUCGAUGGUCUGAUGUCUUAUAGCAUCCCAGAGGGACACCAAAUGAUCUACCGGGGCCUGGAUGUCUCCUUCAAUGACUCCGUGUAUGACGGAGCAUCAACUGAAAACAAUCUCCCGACGAGACUGACAAAGGGUCUGGGCCAGCUGACGGAUGGAACUUGGGGUCCGGGCGAUUUUCUCGACAGUCACAUCUACGGCAUGUGGCCGGGGUACGACUACGUGGGCUGGAGCAACAGGAGCUCCCCCAAAGGUUACGUGGAAAUGACCUUUGAGUUCGACCACGUGCGAAACUUCACCUCCGUGAAGGUUCACUGCAAUAAUAUGUUCAGUCGAGGGGUCCGGAUGUUCAGACAGGCCACCUGUUAUUUCCGCUCGGGCGCCAACUGGGACUCUGACCCGGUGACCUUCAGGCCACCUGUCGAUCACGUGAGCCAAAGUGCCCGUUUUGUCACCGUGCCCCUCGGGGACCAGACUGCCAUCGCCAUCAAAUGCCGUUUUCACUUCAGCGACCUCUGGAUGCUGUUCAGUGAAAUCGCCUUCCGGUCAGGUGAACUAAGACAUUCCAGUCAUCUUGCUUCCGUGCGCUGUUUCCGUCCGUUCCGUUUCCCUUUCCCUUUUCAUUUUGCAUCUUAUCUUUUCUUGUCAGGCUCAGCGGUGUACAACACAUCUUUGACUCCUCGUAAACACGGACACGCAACUAACACGCUGCCAGGGGACGAUCCAACUCACAAAGUGGAUGACAGCAACACGAGGAUCCUGAUUGGCUGCUUGGUGGCCAUUAUCGCCAUCCUCUUGACCAUCAUAGUCAUCAUCUUGUGGCGGCAGGUGUGGCAAAAAAUGCUGCAAAAGGCCUCACGGCGAAUUCUGGACGAGGAACUCACAGCGCGUCUUGCGGUUCAGACUCGGGCCUUUUCCUUCCACCGCUCCUCUCUGUCCUCCUCUCUCUCCACCACCAACUCCACCUAUGAGAGGAUCUUCCCCCUUUGCUCCGACUACCAGGAGCCUUCCCGCCUCAUCCGGAGGCUGCCCGAGUUUGCGCAUUUCACCGAACACCCGGGACUGAGCGGCUCCUACAGGACUCUCGCGGCCGGCGGUUCCGACGGCGUCCCCCACUACGCAGAGGCCGACAUUAUCAGCCUGCAGGAGUCGGACGGCAACAGCCACUCCGUCGCAGCUGGCGACCUGAGGAUCUUCGCUGGCGUAGAUCCGGCCACGAGAGAGUUCCCCCGAGAGAAACUCACGUUCAAAGAGAAACUGGGAGAGGGCCAGUUUGGCGAGGUCCACUUGUGUGAAGCAGAAGGCAUGCGGUCCUUUUUAGAUGACGACUCAUCUGGAGAAGGGACUACUAACCAAGCGUCCCUACUAGUAGCUGUUAAAACACUGCGAGAAGAUGCCAACAAGAAUGCAAGGAACGAUUUCCUGGAGGAGAUCCGAAUCAUGUCUCGCCUGAGGGACCCCAACAUCGUGCGUCUGCGUGCUGUAUGUGUGGACACGGACCCUCUGUGUAUGAUCACGGAGUACAUGGAGAACGGAGACCUCAACCAGUUCCUCUGCCAUCUCAGACUGAAGGACCUUGAUGAGGAACAUGAGGCGGGACAGCAGGAGAAAGAGGAGAAGCGUACGGUCAGCUACAGCAAACUGAUAGACAUGGCCGUGCAGAUAGCCUCUGGUAUGAAGUACUUGUCCUCGCUCAACUUCGUCCAUCGUGACCUGGCCACGCGGAACUGUUUGGUGGGGAAGAACUACACCGUAAAGAUCGCGGAUUUCGGCAUGAGUCGCAACCUGUACCGCGGGGACUACUAUCGGAUCCAGGGCCGAGCUGUACUGCCCAUACGCUGGAUGUCUUGGGAAAGCAUUCUGCUGGGUAAAUUCACCAUGGCCAGUGACGUGUGGGCCUACGGGGUGACUUUGUGGGAGAUCUUGACGCUUUGCAAGAAGCAGCCUUACUCCCACCUCUCUGACGAGCAGGUCAUUGGAAACACAGGCGAGUUUUUCAGGGACCAGGGCAAACAGGUGUACCUGCCUCAGCCGCCGUGUUGUCCCGAUGGAUUGUACAAUGAGCUGAUGCUGAGUUGCUGGAGGAGAAAUGCCAAACAGAGGCCGAGCUUUCAGGAUCUCCACGGGCAGCUGAUGGAGAGCCUGCUGUAACAGACGCUGCUUUUUGUCUGCUAAGGUUCCGAAUUGUUCCGUAUAAACGUGGAGUCGCAAUCCAACCCCGCUAACGUUAUCCAGUUGUUUUAAACUAGUUUGGGACAAAGGGGCUGUUUAUAAUAAAUGCGCAGAGUGCAACUGAACAUACCUUUAGGGAUGACCUUCUCAUAUUGAAUUACUCAAUGUAUUUAUUAUUUUGUACUGACAUUUGGUGUCUAUUUCUAGGUAAGAUUUAUUAUUGUUAGGGUUUGAAACAUAUUUGUGCAGAUUUUAUAAAUCACAUAUUCUGCCCAUGAAUGUGUAAAAAAAAAAAUAUAUAUUUUUAGAAAAAGUAAGCGUAGUUGUGGCACCUUUUUAAAGAAAUGAAAUAAACUGCUUUAGAAUCCU